Messenger RNA from Aspergillus melleus, 1620 nucleotides. It is a transcript of the gene clrD, whose product is annotated as histone-lysine N-methyltransferase Clr4. The record is from RefSeq and is a predicted model, not a curated record. Gene Ontology annotation, molecular function: protein binding; histone methyltransferase activity; zinc ion binding. Gene Ontology annotation, cellular component: nucleus. The transcript is spliced from 3 exons. Bases 1 to 1620 code for a protein of 539 amino acids. Lineage: Eukaryota; Fungi; Ascomycota; Eurotiomycetes; Eurotiales; Aspergillaceae.
AUGGUCAUAGACCUCACCCAGGACUCUGAUUCCGACAGUCAGAUUCGCCCCCAGACUUUGCCUGUCAAUGAAAACCACGUUCUUCCAGCACAACCAGCCUUUACCUCAAGUUUAACUCAUCGCAGUACAGUACCGUUGAAGCGCAAACAAGACGGACUGGAAUGGCCAUCUGCACUGCCCGACAGCCCCUUCAACCAGGCAAAUUUUUCCGGGUUUUCAAAUGGAGACUCUCGUCUGACAGACAGUGAGAACACAGCCUCACAUUCAGCCGAUGUCUACAAACUCCAAGCACAAAGACAGCUCCAGUCUUUCGUGGAGUACAAUUACCAGAACUCUAAUAACAAAAAGCCUCACAUUGCCCCUACCAAUGGCACUUACCAGAGCCCUUAUGGUCAAACCUACUACAAGCCUCAACUGUCACAAAAUCAAGCCCAGUCCUCCACUCCCAGCCCAGAUCCCGCUAGCCGAGAUGAACUGAACAAAGUUACGGUCGUGGUCCCAUCCCCAUCUCGCCAGCUGAAAAGAGAGAUCGCCAGUGCCAGCUGGUCAAGGCCGGAUCGCGGCCCGACUGGUUUAUCACAGGAGUACUAUCCUACCGAUGCGUACGAAAAACGCGCACUUAAGGGGGCCUAUCCAUCUACUAGAAAGGUCAAUCGAACUGAGAUCCCGUUUCAGAUUGGCUCCCCUGGUCCAUUUCUUACCUCUCGCCCGAAAGUCAACCGACAGCUACAGCUUUCUUUACAGCGCAAGCUAUCCGUCAUUAAGGGUCCUCCGGUCACAUUCGCUGCUGCCGACCAAAAGUUGCUAGCGCAGUUUGAAAACUUCGAGUUCAUUAAUGGCAAUAAGCUGCGCAGAGGGGUGCAGCCGGCCCCAGAGGAGUUUCAUGGUGGAUGCUCUUGUGCGGCAUUCUGUGACCCGGGUCGCUGCACUUGUCUCGAGACUGAGGAGGGGGAUUCUAAGAGCACGAUCAUUCCUUACGAGCGAGCAAAGGACGAUUCGCGGCUAAUGGUCUUAACGCCGGAAUUCCUAAAGCGCAACAUGAUGAUUUCCGAGUGUGGUUCUCGGUGUGACUGCAAUGCAGGCUGUUGGAAUCGCGUCGUGCAGAGUGGACGUCAGAUCAGGUUGGAGAUCUUUCAUACCGGAAACCGUGGAUUUGGCCUUCGUUCUCCCGAUUUCAUUCGUGCCGGGCAAUUCAUCGACUGUUAUCUGGGCGAAGUCAUCACCAAGGACGUGGCGGACGUGCGUGAGGACCUCUGUAUGGCGAAACAUGGCCACUCUUAUCUUUUCGGCCUGGAUUGGUUCGACACCGUGGCUGAAGAGGACAUGUUCGUUAUAGACGGGCAGAAGUUCGGAGCUGCAACGCGCUUCAUGAACCACUCGUGUAACCCGAACUGUCGCAUGUUUCCGGCCACGCGCAACAACGCCGACCAGCGACUGUACGACCUUGCCUUCUUCUCUUUGAAGGAGAUUCCCCCGAUGACCGAGUUGACUUUUGAUUAUAACCCGGGCGCCGAGAAAGUCGAUCAUGUCGAUCGGGAUCCUCAGGUGGUGGCAUGUCUCUGUGGCGAAAGUAACUGUCGAGGACAAUUGUGGCCCAAUCAACGCAAGGGAACCAGAUAG